Molecule: messenger RNA, 4027 nt
Organism: Odocoileus virginianus texanus
Lineage: Eukaryota; Metazoa; Chordata; Mammalia; Artiodactyla; Cervidae
Source: RefSeq, a predicted model, not a curated record
UCCGCGAGGCCGUGUCAGCUUCUGGGACGUCCCCGUUUCGCCGGGGCUGGUUUUCCCUGGACAGCUGCGAGCUCUUGGUUUUCCUUCUUUCCGAGUGGGAGCCGAGAGUACUCUUCCCGGGCCCAGGGCGGCGGUGCAGCCGGGCGGGGAAGACUUGGAGUGAAAAGCCGCCCGCGACACCGAGGAUACAGCUCCCUCAUGGGAGUCCAGGGGCUCUGGAAGCUGCUGGAGUGCUCCGGGCGGCAAAUAAGCCCGGAGACGCUGGAGGGGAAGAUCCUUGCUGUGGAUAUUAGCAUCUGGUUAAACCAGGCUCUUAAAGGAGUCCGCGAUCGCCACGGGAACUCGAUAGAAAACGCCCAUCUUCUCACUUUGUUCCACCGACUCUGCAAACUCUUAUUUUUCCGAAUUCGUCCUAUUUUUGUGUUUGAUGGGGAUGCUCCACUAUUGAAGAAACAGACAUUGGCUAAGAGAAGGCAUAAAAAGGACUUGGCCGCCAGUGACUCCAAAACAACCACAGAGAAGCUUUUGAAAACAUUUUUGAAAAGACAGGUUAUCAAAACUGCCUUAAAAAGCAAAAGGGAGGAAGCCCUUCCCAGUCUUACUCAAGUUCAGAGAGAAGAUGACAUCUACGCUUUGCCACCUUUACAAGAGAAAGAGAAAAACAGUUCAGAAGAGGAGGAUGAAAAAGAAUGGCAAGAAAGAAUGAGUCAGAAACAGGCAUUACAGGAAGAGUUCUUUCACAAUCCUCAUGCAAUUGACAUUGAGUCUGAAGAUUUCACCAGCCUGCCCCUGGAAGUAAAGCAUGAAAUCUUGACUGAUAUGAAGGAAUUUACUAAGCGGAGAAGAACAUUAUUUGAAGCAAUGCCAGAGGAGUCCAAUGACUUUUCACAGUACCAGCUAAAAGGCUUGCUUAAAAAAAACUAUCUAAACCAACACAUAGAAAAUGUCGAGAAGGAAAUGAAUCAGCAGCAUUCAGGGCAAAUCCAAAGGCAGUAUGAAGAUGAAGGAGGCUUUCUGAAGGAGGUGGAGUCCAGGAGAGUGGUCUCUGAGGACACUUCCCACUACAUCUUGAUAAAAGGUAUUCAAGCUAAGAAAGUCACAGAAGUGGAUUCAGAGUCCCUUCCUUCUUGCAGCGAAAAGCAUAGCAGGGCUUUAGACACAAAGUCACCUCCGUGUGAAAAACUGAAGCCAAAGAAAGAGCCUGACGCCUCCCCGCCCUCCCCAAGAACCUUGCUGGCCAUGCAGGCUGCCCUGCUGGGCAGUAGCUCAGAAGAUGAGCUGGAGGGUGAGCAUCGCAGGCUGUGUGAUGUGAAGAGCCCACCUGCUCCCGCCCCUGAGGGUUCUGUGUCCCCGCUGACCCUCUUGGCCAUUCAGAGAGCUCUCGAUGAUGAUGAUGAAGAUCUGAAAGUGCAUGCCAGUGUGCAGACAGAAGGGGCGGGCAGGAGAAAACCAAGACCGCUGGUGAGCAGUUCUGAUGAGGAAGCUGUGGAAGAACCUCAAGUGAGAGAUGGAGACAGAGAGCUGUUGACGGCAGCGCCUUGCGCUGCCAGUGUGACCCUCACAGAGGACCAUGUGACCCACACCAGUGAUGAAAAAGAGCGGACAGACUCGGCUCCUUUACCGCAGACUGUCUUUUGUCAAGGCAGCGAGUCUAGCCUUCCAAAAGAACAGACGCCAUCUAUGCACGUGGUGAAGGAACCCUUUCAGACCAGCGCUGAGUCUACAGCUCAGGAUGGGAAAGAUCUUGUUCCUUUAGAAAGCACCGUGGUGCCACAUGGGGAUGCGCCUGGGCUCUGGGGGGGACCAGAGCAGAUACCAACACCUCCGACAAGCCCAAGUUCUGGGUCAAGGAGUGGGACGUACACCAAAGUGUCAGAGCCACAGCAGGCUCUUCCCCCCGAGAGUAAACAUGACACCUCUGUUCUCUCAAGUGAUGACGAAACAGGAUCUGAAAAACAUCCUGCUCCUGACGUCGUUGGCACCACCAGUUUGCAGGACUCCAGUAACACCCUGGGUGUCGCUAGAGAGACAGUAAGUGACUUAGGAAAUGUGGCAUCUGUUAGUGCCCCAGAGCAUGAGAAUUUCUUGAAAACCAUCCAAGAACAUGAGACUAUUGAAUCUGCAGGCCAGGGUUUGAUUUUGGUGCCAGAGUCCACAGAACCAACAGAAGCAGACUCCGAAGACAGUGAAUCUGACGGAAGUUUCAUCGAAGUGCAGAGUGUAAAUAGCAGUGAUGAACUUCAGGCCGAGUCACGGGAAGCUUCCAGACCUCCCUCAGGACAAGGCGAGGAGGAACCGACAGGAACUGAGAAGGAAGAAGCCACUGGUGGCUCCGAGGGCCUCCCGAGAGAUACUUCUGACAGUGAGGCCGUGGCUACUGAGCGACACGGAGAGACUGAAAAAGAUGCAGACAAUUCGCUCAACGAGUGGCAAGAUAUCGAUCUGGACGAGCUGGAAGCUCUGGAGAGCAACCUCUUAACCCAGCAGGACUCACUGAAAGCUCAAAAACAGCAGCAAGAACGGGUGGCCGCUACUGUGACAGGGCAGAUGUUCUUGGAAAGCCAGGAACUGCUCCGCCUGUUCGGUAUCCCCUACAUCGAGGCUCCCAUGGAAGCAGAGGCUCAGUGCGCCAUCCUGGAUCUGACUGACCAGACUUCCGGAACCAUCACCGAUGACAGUGAUAUUUGGCUGUUCGGGGCGCGGCACGUCUACAAAAACUUCUUCAAUAAAAACAAGUUUGUAGAAUAUUACCAGUAUGUGGACUUUCACAACCAAUUAGGAUUGGACCGGAACAAAUUAAUAAAUUUGGCCUAUUUGCUUGGAAGUGAUUAUACAGAAGGAAUACCAACUGUGGGUUGUGUUACCGCCAUGGAAAUUCUCAAUGAAUUCCCUGGACAUGGCCUGGAACCACUCCGAAAAUUCUCCGGCAGUCAUGAUUAUUGUGUCAAAGAUGAAAAUUCACAGGCCAUCUUAACUGCCUGCAUAUUUUGUCAGCGGUAUUUUGGCUGGAACAGGACGAAGACAGAUGAAUCUCUGUUUCCUGUAUUAAAGCAACUGAAUGUCCAUCAGACACAGCUCCGAAUUGAUUCUUUCUUUAGAUUAGCCCAACAGGAGAAACAGGAGGCUAAGGGUAUUAAGAGCCAGAGACUUAACAGAGCUGUGACAUGUAUGCUGAGAAAAGAAAGAGAAGCAGCAGCCAGUGAAAUAGAAGCAGCUUCUGUUGCCAUGGAGAAAGAGUCUGAGUUCCUUGAUGAGGAGAAAGGAAAAACCCAGAAGAGAGGCACAGCAAAUAGGUGGAAAGAGCCAUCCAGCCCGAAAAGAACGAGGCUUUCGGAUUCUAAAGGAGGGAACGACAGCGGUGGGUUUUUGGGGGAGGCCUACCUCUCGCAGUCCUCCGAGGCCUCUUCAGGUGAGGAUGCGGAGUACUUCCCCGCGAUGGGCGUGCAGAGGGCGAAGGCACCUGGGGGGUCCAGAGCCCGCACGUCAGCUGCACAGAGCGCAGCGCAGCCUGCUCCCCGGAGGGACGGCGGGACCACCACGAGCAGCUCCAGCGACGACGAUGAUGGAGCGGGCGCGAAGCCCCUGCUGGUCACCGCCAGGCCUGUGUUUGGGAAGAGAAAGGGGAGACGGAGAAGUGCGAGACGAAGGAAGUGGAAAACCUAAAUACCCAUGCAGGCUCUGUAGUUGGGUACAGCUUAACGUUUUGUGAUGAAUUUGUUGUGGGGAAAUAAUAAAAUUCAGAGUAUUUGCACAGUCUUUGUUGUGUGGCUUUUAAAAAUAUGGACGUUAAGCUGGACAAUUACUUAUUUUCUUUAAUAUGUUACCUUUUUCUAGUGUUUUCCACUUCAUUGAAUAUUUCUUUGUAUCUACAGGCCUCAUCUGUUCAUGUUUCUAGUAUUAUGCAAUGUCAAUGCUUUCUAACAUUAAAAAGGGAAAAGGGGUUUCUAUUGAUCAGUACUUACUCGCUGUAUGUUCCCUCUGACUUUCCAACCUAGAUGAGAAUAAAAUAUAUUUCUGUUUAUAUCCA